AUGGCCGCCAUCAGCAUGCCCCUCGCCGCUCGCGCCGAGUACACCCUCCACCAGCUUGCUAAGCGCGACAACUGGGCCCAGCGCGAGCCCGGUGUCAUUGUUGUCUUUUGCAUUGUUUUCCUUGUCGCCGUUCUGUUCCUUGCCAUGUUCAUCAACAAGAAGAGGCAAGCCAGCAAGGGCGUCGCGUAA
This is a messenger RNA of Bipolaris zeicola 26-R-13, 189 nucleotides long. RefSeq lists its product as uncharacterized. The coding region runs from base 1 to 189 and encodes 62 amino acids. The record is from RefSeq and is a predicted model, not a curated record. Lineage: Eukaryota; Fungi; Ascomycota; Dothideomycetes; Pleosporales; Pleosporaceae. The transcript is spliced from 2 exons.